Messenger RNA from Nothoprocta perdicaria, 661 nucleotides. RefSeq names its product sterile alpha motif domain containing 10 (gene SAMD10). NCBI's taxonomy places the organism in Eukaryota, Metazoa, Chordata, Aves, Tinamiformes, Tinamidae. The coding region runs from base 1 to 582 and encodes 193 amino acids. Gene Ontology annotation, molecular function: protein binding. The transcript is spliced from 5 exons. The record is from RefSeq and is a predicted model, not a curated record. Gene Ontology annotation, cellular component: cytoplasmic side of plasma membrane. Gene Ontology annotation, biological process: cell surface receptor protein tyrosine kinase signaling pathway.
AUGCAGCCCGGCCGCCCGGCCCUGUGCUGCGUCCCGGCCGUGCCCGGCGCGCGCGGCCCCGCAGAGCCAGCCGCCCGCCUCAGCUUCUGCCGCAGCCUCCUGGAGCACACGGUGUCGGCCGAGAACCUCAGCUACCGGCGGCAGCGCGGCGCGGGCAGCAGCCUCACGUGGCACGACGGCCGGAGCCAGCGCGCCGAGGGCGCCCGCGCCGUCAAGCUCCUGCGGCAGCCGGGCACCGAGGGCUCCCAGGGCCGGGCGUGCGAGCACUAUGGCAUCUACCACACGAGCCCCACGCUGGGCAGCCUCAGCAAGCCCGUGGUGCUCUGGAGCCAGCAGGACGUGUGCAAGUGGCUCAAGAAGCACUGCCCGCACAACUAUCUCGUCUACGUGGAGGCCUUCGCCCACCACGCCAUCACAGGUCGGGCGCUGCUGCGGCUGAACGCGGAGAAGCUGCAGCGCAUGGGCAUCGCGCACGAGGCGCAGCGGCAGGAGCUCCUGCAGCAGGUCCUGCAGCUGCAGGUGCGCGAGGAGGUGCGAAACCUGCAGCUGCUCAGCCAAGCUUCUUUCGGGAACGUCUCCUAGCCGAUCCCUCUGGCGGGAUGGACCAACACUGUGAACCGAGCACCUCUGGGACGGACUGCACGCUGCGGAUAGGGAACAC